GUUCUCAUGUUGGGCGCAAGGAAUGCUACGUUUCAUGGCCAGGUCAGGCAAGCAUUCUUCAAGCACAUAACUAAAGCAUGAUCAUUAAUCAGGACAUCCAGAGAUUAAUCCGUGAACGUCCCAUCAACUAAAUUUACCUCACAAAAUAAUCAUUCAAGUAACGCACUUGAUGCGAACUCCAAUUAUUUCUCUCCCUCCCCCACCCUGGCCCGAAGCCACUUUUUCGCGCCCCUAAACUAUAUUAAUUUUGUAACGGCCCACACACCCGCUUUCACACCCCAGGUUUAUUUCACAAACUAUUUCAAGAAAAAAAAAAGAAAAUAUUACGCACCAAACGCACCUGCGAUAUCUUGUAAGAAUCUCAUUGAGUUAUCGGGAAUUUUAUUUUCCACCCUAUUAACUUCACAAUUACACCGCACUUCUUUCAUGCAUGGAGAUUGGUAUGUAUUGAUUACUUGAUUACUGGACUGAAUCAAACACAUUGUAUUUUCUGUAAUCUCAUUGUAAAGUUACAGUUGCUGUCCAGGAGUACUUGUUGCUGUCCAUGACAGCCUGGACUGUCACGCUGUUCCAGAACUAGAUGUUGAUGAAUGCGAACUCCUGUGGGUGAAGGUGAAGCUGAAGGGUAGACGCACACUUUACGUGUGUGCCUAUUACAGGCCCAACACAGCAGAUGAACCAAGCCUGAGGAGGCUUGAUGUGUCACUUCAGAGAGCAAUGCAGUCUAAGAACGUUUCUCUCCUUAUAGGGGGAGAUUUCAACUUUCCUGGUUGGAACUGGCAGAUUCCUGCUUUGAAGCCCAAGUCCCCUUACCCGGCCCUACACUCUGAAUUCAUGGAGAUAAUUAACAACCAUGGUCUGGAACAGAUGGUUAAAGAACCCACGAGAGGGGAAAACACUCUCGACCUACUCCUCACUAACAGUCCACAUCUCAUCCCAAGAGUAGAAGUCAUCCCCGGAAUAUCAGACCACUGCAUACCGUACUGCGAAUUUCAAGUCAGCGUGCUAAAAAAGAAACAGGCUGUGCGAGAAAUCCCCAUUUAUGCAAAGGCAGACUGGGAUGGCCUGAGAAGUGCAAUGACUGAGCUGAGUUCAAACAUGCAUGAGAUUCAGGGUAAUGCGACAACAGAAGAGCUGUGGAUGAAAUUCAAGACAACAAUCACUGAUGCAGUGAUGAAAUUCAUACCACACAAGACCUCAAAACCUAAGACAAAUCAACCAUGGGUUACGGCUGAAAUCCAAAGGCUCAUACACAGGAGAGACCGCCAGUACAAACGUAUGAAGAAGAAUGGGUCGGUCGAACUAAAAGCCGAAGUACUGAGGCUCCGAAGAACCAUCCAACGCUUACUGCGCAGAUCCUACUGGAACUACCUGAACGGCAUCUUCUCAGAGGAAGAUACUACCGCCAAGAACAAGCGGUUCUGGAGCUAUGUCAAGCAUCAAAGGUCAACAAACAUCGGAGUUUCCCCCCUGAGAUGGGAAGGCAAGUUGACGUCUGAACCCAAAGAACAGGCGGACAUACUCAAUCAACAGUUCCAGUCGGUCUUUGGGGAUGGUAGAGAGUACUCAGAAGUUGAGUUCCUGCUGAAGACCAAGAUGAUGAGCACAGCCUAUCCCACCAUGGAAGAUAUCAAGAUCUCAGAGAAGGGUGUGCUGGAACUUCUUAAAAGCAUUAACCCCUACAAGGCAUGUGGUCCUGACAACAUCAAGCCACGAGUGCUAAAAGAAUUGGCCGAAGAAAUCGCUCCUGCAUUAACAAUCCUUUUCCAAUCGUCGCUAUUCACAGGCAAAGUUCCAACUGACUGGAGAACAGCGUAUGUCACUCCGAUCUACAAAAAAGGAGAACAUUACGACCCAGCCAAUUACCGCCCUGUAUCCCUCACUAGCGUAGUAUGUAAACUAUUGGAACACAUAAUCGUAAGCGCGGUCAUGAAUCACCUGGAGAGAAAUAAUAUACUCAAUGACUGUCAGCAUGGCUUUCGAGUCAACAGAUCAUGCGAGACCCAACUCCUUGAAUUUGCUGAAGAGUUGACGACCAACUUGGAGAACAGCAAGCAGACUGAUGUGCUUGUGCUGGACUUUUCAAAAGCGUUUGACCGUGUCAACCAUAGCUUGCUAUUGCACAAACUGCAUAGAUAUGGGAUCCAAGGCACUACCAAAACAUGGAUCUCUAGCUUCCUCAGCGACCGAUGCCAGGCAGUAGUGGUAGAUGGCAAAACCUCCUCCUUUGUCAGUGUUAAGUCAGGGGUCCCCCAGGGCUCAGUGCUAGGCCCUUGUUUGUUCCUAGCAUAUAUCAACGAUCUGCCCGAGAAGCUGACCUCUCAAGCAAGACUGUUCGCAGACGACACGGCGGUAUAUAGGACAAUCGUCAACAGCUCUGACCAGAGCCAGCUUCAACAAGACCUCAAUCGGUUAGCUGAGUGGGAGAUAAGCUGGGACAUGGAAUUUCAUCCCGUCAAGUGCCAAACCCUGUCAGUCUCCAGAAGCAGGUUCCCUCUAAACCACUCUUACGAACUGCAUGGCCAUAUUCUUGAGCCAGUUUCCUCCGUUAAGUACUUGGGUGUUACCAUCCAAAGAGAGGUCCGCUGGGACGAGCACAUUAACAGUGUGUGCAACCGGGCAAACAAGACCCUGGGGUUCCUAAGGCGCAAUCUGAAGAUCGGCAACUCAAGCGUGAAAGAAAAAGCCUAUAAAGCCUUUGUCCGACCUAUUUUAGAGUAUGCUUCUACAGUCUGGGACCCAUUUACCCAGAAAAGCAUAGACAGGUUGGAGGCGGUCCAGCGACGGGCAGCACGCUUUGUCAUGAACCGCUACAGAAGCACCUCGAGUGUUGGCAGCAUGCUGGAAACACUGGGCUGGUCGACAUUGGAAGAACGACGACGACUAUCCAGGCUCACCAUGUUGUACAAGAUAACAAAUGGACUGGUGCACUGCUCCGGAAUCAAACAGAAACUCGUUAAUCUUCCCCCCAGACUGCGACGAAGUCACGACAAACAGUUCCGGCUGGUAAAAACAAGAACGAAGUACAGAAGCUCCUCAUUCCUGCCGAAGACAAUAGGGGACUGGAACAAGCUUCCAAAAGCAACAGUUGAGGCGGCUACACUCGAUACAUUUGUGUCUAUUGCCUCCUGUAUUCCAACCCCCAGUUCAUAACACCACUGCUGAGUCGCCCUUGCAACCAGUGAAGUAUCCCAUUGAAACCCAUGGACAGUAACAUCGCAAACCUCUCUGAAACAUAGGAGCCAGAAUGAUCAAUUCAUUGAUCGUGGGCCCUUAAAAUAAAGAAGAAGAAGACAUCACAAAGAUUCUUUAAAAAAAAAAUAUAAUAAAUAUAUCAAAUCCAGCCAUUCAGCGCCGUCAAUCCAUGUUCUCUACUGUGAAAACAGUAAAGAAAGCAGAUUAAAAAUUAGAUUCGGUAGACAAUGUUGAAAAUAAUAAUUUUCGCGAUAGAAAUCUUUCUUCUAAUCGGUGUUUUUCGCAAGUACUGAUUCACGAUUUCCAUCACCAAGGACUUGUCUUUUUUUUUAAAUUUUUUUUUUAAAGAUUUAGUAAAGUCAUGUUAAAAGUUAGGCAACUUUCCCCCACAGCCCGUGAAAAUGAUCGGCCCCCUGGUCGUCACGCCGUACAACCUGGACUUCGUCCUCAAACCGCACAACGUCACCAAGACCACGGUGCCGGCGACGACACCACCGACAACCUCCACCACGACGAGGAGGACUACAACUACAACUUUACGUAAGACGUUGCUGACACUUUCAUGGAAGGUUCUCAAACUAUCAAGAUAAUUUCACGAAAUAUAUUGAUGCUGUUAUUUGUAAACCACCCCCUCCCAACCCAUCCCAAACAAUGCAGCUUAAAGCAGUGAACAAUAGUUUUUACUACAUUUCCUACCUGCCCCUCUUUUAAACCAAACUUUGAAAACAAUAUUUUUCAGAUAUAAAUUUAGAGAUAUAUGACUUUGAUGUUUUUAUUCAAAUUAGGGCUUUUGAUUUACCAAAAAGUCUAGUCACUUAUCAGCCCUGAGGUAAUUGUGAAGUGACUUUUAUGUUAAUUCACUUGAAAAAAAAGUGAAUUACCCAUAAUACUUAUAUUAUGAUAAUGUUUGUUUACAGUCGCACACUUUCCCAAAGCCCAUAUCACCUUGGUGUCCCUCACUAGCGUAGUAUGUAAACUGUUGGAGCACAGAAUCUUAAGCGCGGUCAUGAAUCACAUGGAAAGACACAAUAUACUCAAUGACUGUCAGCAUGGCUUUCGAGUCAACAGAUCAUGCGAGACCCAACUUUUUGCAUUUGCUGAAGAGUUGACGACCAACUUGGAGAACAGCAAGCAGACUGAUGUGCUUGUGAUGGACUUUUCAAAAGCGUUUGACCGUGUCAACCUUAGCUUAAUAUUACGCAAACUGCAGAGAUAUGGGAUACAAGGCACUACCCAUGGAUCCCUAGCUUCCUCAGCGACCGAUGCCAGGCAGUAGUGGUAGAUGGCAAAACCUCCUCCUUUGUCGGUGUUAAGUCGGGGGUCCCCCAGGGCUCAGUGCUAGGCCCCUGUUUGUUCCUAGCAUAUAUCAAUGAUCUGCCCGAGAAGCUGACCUCUCAAGCAAGACUGUUCGCAGACGACACGGCGGUGUAUAGGACAAUCGUAAACAGCUCUGACCAGGACCAGGUACAACAGGAUCUCAAUCGGUUAGCUGAGUGGGAGAUGAGCUGGGACAUGGAAUUUCAUCCCGUCAAGUGCCAGACCCUGUCAGUCUCCAGAAGCAGAUCCCCUCUAAACCACUCUUACGAAUUGCAUGGCCAUAUUCUUGAGCCAGUCUCCUCAGUGUUAUUAUUCAAAGAGAGGUCCGCUGAGACGAGCACAUCAACAAUGUGUGCAACCAGGAAAACAAGACCCUGGGGUGCCUAAGGCGCAAUCUGAAGAUCGGCAACCCAGGCGUGAAAGAAAAAGCCUAUAAAGCCUUUGUCCGGCCUCUUUUAGAGUACGCUUCAACAGUCUGGGACCCAUUUACCCAGAAAAGCAUCGACAGGUUGGAGGCGGUCCAGCGACGGGCAGCACGCUUUGUCAUGAACCGCUACAGAAACACCUCAAGUGUUGGCAGCAUGCUAGAAACACUGGGCUGGUCGACAUUGGAAGAAUGAUGACGACUAUCCAGGCUCACCAUGUUGUACAAGAUUUAAAAAUGGGCUGGUCCACUGCUCCGGCAUCAAACAGAAACUCGUCCAUCUUCUCCCUGGACAAGAGCUCCUCAUUCCUGCCAAAGACUAUAAGGGACUGGAAAAGCUUCCAAAAGCAACAGUUGAGGUGGCUACACUCGACACAUUUGUGUCUGUUGCCUCCUGUCUUCCAACCCCCAGUUCAUAACACCAUUGCUGAGUAGCCCUUGAACCCAUAGAAGUAUCCCCUUGAAACCCAUGCACAGUGACAUCGCGAACCCGUCUGAAACAUAGGAGCCAGAAUGAUCAAUUCAUUGAUCGUGGGCCCUCAAGACAAGGAAGAAGAAAAAGAAGUCAUCAUCACAUCACAUCAUUAAAUUAUGGCAUCAUCAAACAACUUAACAUGACAACAGCACAUCACAUCUCAUCAUUGACACAUCAUCUCAUCACACCGUUAUUUAACAUGACAUCAUUUCACACAACUAUAUAUUUAUUUCUGACGCCAGCCCCUGCACUCUACUUACAAUAAAAUGUUAACUUUUGUUUACAUUUCCUUUGAACAGCCGACCUUAUCUACAUCUACGCCAUACUGCCAACAUACAAUCUGACCUUGACCCCAGACCUGCGCGACCCCAACUCGAAGGCCUUCAUGGACCUAACCUUUGCCUUCUGCAAGGAUGUGAGUAACUGAAUGCAUGCUCUUGCCUCACCAUCCUUGGUAAUGCCGUGAUCUUGUCUCACCACUCUUGACAAUGCCAUGAUCUUGUCUCACCAUUCUUGGUAAUGCCAUGAUCUUGUCUCACAAUUCUUGGUAAUGUCGUGAUCUUGUCUCACAAUUCUCUGUAAUGCCAUGAUCUUGUCUCACAAUUCUUGGUAAUGUCGUGAUCUUGUCUCACCACUCUUGACAAUGCCAUGACCUUGUCUCACAAAUUUAGUUCUGCCGUGCUCUUGUCUCACUAUUCUAGAUAAUGUCGUGAUCUUGUCUCACAAUUCUUGGUAAUGCCAUGAUCUUGUCUCACAAUUCUUGGUAAUGUCGUGAUCUUGUCUCACCACUCUUGACAAUGCUAUGAUCUUGUCUCACCACUCUUGACUGUGGCGUAUGCUAUUCGGACAUUUAUAAGACAACUAACAUUUCCUCUUUAAAAAUCUAAUUUUCAUCUGUUUAUAAAAAUUGCAUAAACAUAAGAUGACUAAUUCGUCGAAAAACCGUCUCCUUUUAUUAUGUCUUGUGAUUAAUUUUUAAACAGAGAAUGGAAAUCAUUUACAAAUCUCUAUAUAUAGCGCUCAUUCGGACAACUUGCGGGGCAGCGUAUGUUUGUCAUUGUCACUGGUAUGAAAUAAAUGAAGUCUCGUACAAGCGAUUCGCGCGAUAAAACGGUUGACCUGCAAAUCUGAACCUACCACACAUUUUGUCUUCCACAGCUGGAGCGGCUGUACAACAGGAGCAUCUAUGGACGUCGGUUUCACAGCUGUAAAGUUCAUUCUUUUCGGUAAUGUCAUUCAUAAAUGAUGGGCUUUUUGGUAAUGUCUUUCAUAAAUGAUGGGCUUUUUGGUAAUGUUUUUCAUAAAUGAUGGGCUUUUUGGUAAUGUCAUUCAUAAAUGAUGGGCUUUUUAGUAAUGUCAUUCAUAAAUGAUUGGCUUUUUGGUAAUGUCAUUCAUAAAUGAUUGGCUUUUUGGUAAUGUCAUUCAUAAAUGAAGGGAUUUUUGGUAAUGUCAUUCAUAAAUGAUGGGCUUUUUACUAAUGUCAUUCAUAAAUGAUGGGCUUUUUACUAAUGUCAUUCAUAAAUGAUUGGUUUUUUAGUAAUGUCAUUCAUAAAUGAAGGGCUUUUUGGUAAUGUCAUUCAUAAAUGAUUGGCUUUUUGGUAAUGUCAUUCAUAAAUGAUGGGCUUUUUAGUAAUGUCAUUCAUAAAUGAAGGCCUUUUUUGUAGUCAUUCAUAAAUGAUGAGGGUUUUUGUAAUGUCAUACAUAAAUGAUGGGCGUUUCAGUAAUGUCAUUAAUAAAUUAUGGGCUUUCCCUCAACGCCAUUCGUAAAUGAUGGACUUUUUUGGCUAUGUCAUGUCAUUUAUAAAUGAUGGGGAAAAUGAACUAAACUAUAAGAUUUAACAUUAAAAGUAUUUCAUUAAACAUGGUUGAUAAUGAUUUUAAAAAAAAAAAUAUUAUUAAAAGGCUACACCAAUGAUCGUUUAAAUUGUUUGCUUUAAAAUGGGGACGUCAUGCUCAACGCCAUGUUUGCUUGUUGCCAGGGGCGACCCCGCCUCCGUUGUGGUCAGUGUGGGCUACGUGGGCGAGGAGUGGCCAGGGAUGGACGACAGUGUCACGUGGGUGAUCCGCAAAAACGCGCCGAGCUAUUACUUUGGCCUGAAG
Molecule: messenger RNA, 7511 nt
Organism: Lymnaea stagnalis (great pond snail)
Lineage: Eukaryota; Metazoa; Mollusca; Gastropoda; Lymnaeidae
Source: the annotation of a GenBank genome assembly